AGUGCCACAGAGCCGAAGCCCGAGCUGCCGCCGCAGCCACAGCCGAGGGCACUAUGGUAAGACGAGCGCGCUGGCCGGGAGGCCGCGGCGAGGCGAGAAAAGCCCCCCGCACGGCCCCGGGAGUGAGGCCGCCAUUUUAACCUGAUUUUGGCCUCCAAGGCUUCUGGAGUUACAGUGAAUGAUGAAGUCAUCAAAGUUUUUAAUGAUAUGAAAGUAAGGAAAUCUUCUACACAAGAGGAGAUCAAAAAGAGAAAGAAAGCAGUUCUCUUCUGUUUAAGCGAUGACAAAAGACAAAUAAUUGUAGAGGAAGCAAAGCAGAUCUUGGUGGGUGACAUUGGUGAUACUGUAGAGGACCCCUACACAUCUUUUGUGAAGUUGCUACCUCUGAAUGAUUGCCGAUAUGCUUUGUACGAUGCCACAUACGAAACAAAAGAGUCUAAGAAAGAAGACCUAGUAUUUAUAUUCUGGGCUCCUGAAAGUGCACCUUUAAAAAGCAAGAUGAUUUAUGCUAGCUCUAAAGAUGCCAUUAAAAAGAAAUUUACAGGUAUUAAACAUGAGUGGCAAGUAAAUGGCUUGGAUGAUAUUAAGGACCGUUCGACACUUGGAGAGAAAUUGGGAGGCAAUGUAGUAGUUUCACUUGAAGGAAAACCAUUAUAAAAUGACAGUCAAGUGCCAUCUGGAUCUUAAGGAGCUUCCAUUUCUCCAGCUCAGUCCAUUGGAAUAGUAUUAGGUUUUGGUUUUUUGUUGUAUUUCCCCCUUUCCACUGGGCCCUUCCAACACAAUGAAUGAAGGAAAUAUCAUUUAUUUAAGCAGCCUAUCAGUGAUUGCCAUUAGACUGUUGAAUACUGUUACUUUUAUAUAGAACCCAAGGAAUGCCUUCCUGUCAUAUUUUAGCCAAAACAACUGGUUAUAUGCCUCCCUUGCAGCAAGCACUACAAUGUAUGUGAUCGUCAAUGUGAAUAGCUUAGAAUACUGCAAAGGAUAAGCUAAUUGAAUGCCUUGAAAGUAUUAUCCACUGGUCAGAUGGUCAACUUUUUUCAGUAUUAUUUAUAGUUGGCACUUGAUUGCAGUUCUGUGAGGCUUGAGCAUUCAUACACCUCACCUGCCUUGGCAAGCCUAUUUUAGUGAUAUGGCAGCACGGAUAUAACACUAUGCAUUAAAAGCACUUUUUGUAAUAAGUUUAAUAUCCUAAAAGGAAUGCCAAUUAAGUUUUGUUAACUGUGUCAUCAACUUAUCCUAGUACCUCAGUGUUCAUUCCUGUUACCUGCAUAUCUUCUUAAAAGAAAUAGCUGUUAUUAAUGCCUUUUUGUUUUCCAUUGAGUGUACACUACUGAAUAAGUGUAGGAGUUUUAUGUUUACCAUGUGAGUCCUGCAACACUAAAGAUAUUUUGAAUAUCAGUCAUGAUGGCAAUUUCUGUAUAAAAGAGCCUUAAAUGGAACAUUGUUUUGAGAUCAAACUCCCCACCCUCACAAAAAUGGCCACGUUGCAAUAAAAAUUGUGGCAUAUUACAGAACGUUGCCUUGUUUUCCUUGGAAAUUUUGCAAAAUGUUAUGUGAAACAACUUCUAGGGUAAAAACAGCUAUUACUAAUCUCUGCACUGGUCAUUUGAGAAUUUUUUUUGUACAGCAUUCAUGUGUGAUAUUUUCCAGAUUUGUUGGAUCUAUUUGGUUUAAAAAGUAUUCUAUCUUAAGGCCAACUAAUAUAAAAUACCAUUGUUAAAGAAUGGUACUUUUAUAAACAUUAGUGUAUUUAUUUCCUAUGUGUUAAUAUGAAGAUCAGAAAUUAUUUUUUGCACUUUGGCAUAAAUACUUUUCAAUAUCUGAUUUGUUCUCUGGAUAAAUUAGCAUAGUUAUUUUUUUAUUCACAUUUACAUUUCUAAGUAGUUGUAUAGUAGAAGCAGGAAGCUCUUAUUGCUUAUUUGGUCGUAAUGAAAAUAAUUUGUAAAAUGUCCUUUAAAAGUUUAAUGAUACUUCUGAUGUUUCGGAACAGUCAUUUCACCUACUAUUUCUGAAUAUAUUUUGCAAAUUGAAUUGGAAUAGGAAUUGAUAAUAGCAGUCUUAAACAUUAGUAGUGGGAUUUGGCUAUGGUCCAGACUGUGCUCCUUAUAGAGAAUUUGAUCUGCUCAGUGUGAGCGGUUUGCUGUUAGCCAGGGCUAUUUAUGGCAAACACAUGCUUUUGUAUCUUGUCAUAGUUAUCCACAAAUGGCAAAACUGGACUUGAUUCUACUGGUAUGCAAAACAGGCAUGCUAGUAAGCAGUCAGUCGUGGCUCAGAACUUAACCCCAUAGCUCAGAGGAAUGCUUUUAGCAGAAAACAGGAAAGAAAAUAUCCCUUAAAAAUUUUUUUUGAAUGUGUGGAAGUAAUUUUAGUAUAAUUAGAUUUUUUCCAUAUUUUUGAAAGAUUUUUCAGAUGUGAACAUUAAAAAUAGGGAUUAAAUGUCUAGGCUUCCAUUUAAAAUUAUAUGAAUGGUUUGGGAUCUUUUUGCACUGAGCAAUUUUAUUUCAGGCUUCCAGCUGUCCCUGUGAGUUAUCCUGGACAUUUCGAUGGUUUUUGGUAAGGCCAAACUCUGAUAAGCAAAACAGAGAAUACUGACGUAUACUUAACCAUAUGUGUAACUGAUACUUGGCACCAUGGAAUUUUUCAUUGAGUUAUUUCCUCAUUCUUUUAAAAAAUAAGGGACUAUAAAUCAGUUAUGUAGUAUCUUUUGUUUUUGUAGCUGAUUCCUUAACUUUCUUGUAUGCCUCUAGUAAUUUCAGAGAUUAAAUAUUGCUUUAAACUGUGAUACUUUGAUUUGCUAGAUUGACAAAACUGAUACUAAUAUAAUUAAGUUCAUCUUUGAAAUACAUCUUUGUGCGUAGAGCCAAAAAAAGAGAUAAAAUUAAUAAUAGUUCACUUGUUAUUUGAGAUUAAUUUGGCAUUUGAAAUGAUCAUUUUAUUUUACAAUCAUUUAUAAUGAAUCAAUGUUCCAGUUAGCUUUAAAAGGUAUACGGUGCUAAUUAGUAAAAUAUUGAAGGCAAUAUUUUACUGCUAGCUUGCAAAGUUAUGAGAGUUUAAAAAAUAAAAUAUAUGAAAAUAUGUAAAGCUGUUGAGAUGUGUUUACUUAUACUUCAGAACAUUAAAAGUUUAAAAACUGGUAUUUCAGAUCAAAGAGGCAUCAUUAUCUUUAUUCUGUUUUUCAGGAUUUUAGUUGGUAAUACUUUCUCAUUUAUCAAUAACAAUUUUCUUUAAAAACUGAGUGUUACAGCAAUUAAUUUUAGCAUUUUCAGACAAAUGGGAACAGUUGGCAUGUGUCCCAAACUGGCUAUCAGCUGUUGUUUUCCAUCAUUAUCUAAAAUAGUGUGGCCAGCAUUGUGUAUUGAAAUGUGCCUUUUUCGUACAUUGGAAGAGAAGCCUCUUACUGGGUUUGAGUUUCUCUGAUACAGAACAUUUGUAGCAGCUAAUUUAUGGAAUCUGGCAAAUAAGCUUUGGGAGGAAAUUCUUUUAAAAGUGUUUUCUUGUUAAGGAAUAAUCUCAACAAUGGUAAAUCAUCAAGAGGUUGAGAAGACUCUUAGGUUUGCCACUCAGAAAAAACAGUCUCAUUUUGCUCUUCAUAGGUCCUGUUUUUGCUUGCACAUUUAAUAGUAGGUGGAGAUGCAAAACAACGUGAAUGUUCAUUUUUUUAUGAAUAGUAUUAAAGCUACUAGAGGUGGGCAGGCAGGUCCCAGUAAAUGUUGCCUUUUUUUUUUUUUUUUUUUGAGACAGGGUCUCACUCUGUUGCCCAGGCUGGAGUGCAGUGUCAAAAUUUCAGCUCACUUCAAACUCAACCUUCCCAGCUCAGAUGAUCCUCCCACCUCAGCCUCCCAAGUAGCUGGGACUACAGGCAUGCACCACCAUGCCUAAUUUUUUUUUUUUUUUUUUUUGUAUCUCUUUUGUAGAGACUGAGUUUGGCCAUGUUGCCUAGGCUGAUCUCCAACUCCUGGGCUCAAGCUGUCCUCUGACCUCCGCCUCCCAAAAGUGCUAGGAUUGCAUGCAUGAGCCACCACUUCAAAAGCUCAAAUACUGCUUUUGAAGACAGCAUGAGUUUAUGGAUGUUCUGUCUCCUUUCAGCCCAUAAAGAAGUCUGAGGCUUUUCUUUUGCUCUGGAACAUCCAACUAAUUGCUUUAUUUCCAUGUAGAAGUAGAGGAAUCAUCCCUCCACUUAAAUUUCCUCUCAUAAUGCAAUUUGGCAAAUUAAAUCUCUAAAUCUCAGUUUUUUAACCCAUAGUAUGGGAACGGUAAUAUCUGUUUACCAUGUUUCCUGAGUACUAAAUAUGGAAAUGGUUUUUGAAAACAGGAAAAUGCUAUGUAAAUGCAAUAAUCUGUUUAAACUAUUCAUUCUUAAUUACUGUAUGUAAGUAGAUAAAUAUUAAAUGUUUUUGUUAAAAGAUGUA
Molecule: messenger RNA, 4409 nt
Organism: Homo sapiens (human)
Lineage: Eukaryota; Metazoa; Chordata; Mammalia; Primates; Hominidae
Gene: CFL2
Product: cofilin 2
Exons: 4
Coding region: 208-657 (149 amino acids)
Biological process (GO): actin polymerization or depolymerization; actin filament depolymerization
Cellular component (GO): cytoskeleton; nuclear matrix; actin cytoskeleton
Molecular function (GO): actin binding
Source: RefSeq, marked reviewed